Molecule: messenger RNA, 680 nt
Organism: Juglans microcarpa x Juglans regia
Lineage: Eukaryota; Viridiplantae; Streptophyta; Magnoliopsida; Fagales; Juglandaceae
Product: mitochondrial import receptor subunit TOM9-2-like
Exons: 1
Coding region: 115-408 (97 amino acids)
Biological process (GO): intracellular protein transport
Cellular component (GO): mitochondrial outer membrane
Source: RefSeq, a predicted model, not a curated record
UCGAGAGAGCAAAGGAAGCUUCAAAACCCUUGAGCCUGCUUGGGAGUGCCCUAUAUAGCGACUUCACAACGAUCCCCAAAACCCUUCCCUUCGGUACACCAUCAGACACUGAAUAUGGCGUCGUCCCAGGGAAAAAAGCGAGUCUCUGCCACCAGCAACGACCAGUCCCUCAUCUCGAGGGUUUCACGCAGCGUGUCCCAGUCCCCCAUCCUCAACCAGACGAAGCGCGCCGCUUCCGACGCCGCCACCGUGUCCAAGAAGCUGAUGCGCAGCACGGGCAGGGCCGCCUGGAUCGCCGGCACCACCUUCUUGAUCCUGGUGGUUCCACUCAUCAUCGAAAUGGACCGCGAGCAGCAGCUCAACGACCUUGAACUCCAGCAGGCCAGCCUCCUCGGCACCACCAAGUGACUCAGCUCCUCUCCUUUCCUCUCCUCUCGCCUCAGGUCAUCUCAGCUCAGCUCGGAGAGAGGGUUUUGCCUGGGGUUUAAGGUUUUUCCAUCAUAGAUUGGUACAUUAGAGCAAUUUUUAUUUGGGUUUUUCUUAAUAGCUUGGGAUAUGUUUUGCAAAUGGAUGCCGUCAUUAGGGUUCUUAAUUAUUGCCUAUUUUCUUCUGUUUUCUUUUGGGCUUGUUUGAUAUGUUUUUGAGACUAUCUAUGAUAUGCCGUUUGGUUGGUGAGAAAA